GCUCGCACGAGUGAGAAGGCUCGUGCUUCUCUGUAAAACAGGAAGUGGUUUCAAACGGUGGCGGGCAGUCGAGUGGCUCCUUCGUGAGUUUUGCCUGGCGGUUCAUGCCCUCUGGUUGCUAUGGAGAACGGCAACGGGCGGCCUUGUGCCCAGCUCGUUCUAGCAGGUGUUGUAGCAUACGUUGAUGUAUGGUCAUCCAGUAGAACAGAAAACUACUCAAAAGCUUUUACCCAACAACUUCUUGAUAUGGGAGCAAAAGUUUCCAAGACUUUCAGCAAACAAGUGACUCAUGUAAUCUUUAAAGAGGGACACUGGUCUACAUGGAAUAGAGCACAGAAGGCUGGGAUUAAACUAGUAUCUGUACUUUGGGUAGAUAAGUGCCGAGAAGUUGGAGCAAAAGUUGAUGAAUCAUUAUAUCCUGCAAUAAAUACUAAUGAAGGUUUGCCUCAACAAAUUAGAAAGCAUAAAUGCAUGCAACCCAGAGACUUCAUUGAAAAAACUCCAGAAAAUGAUUGGAGACUACAAAGAAAGCUGAAGACUAUGGCUAAAGAUUUGGAAUUACAGAAAGCAGCAACAGACAUGGAUAUACCAGUUUUACUAUUUGAAGAUGAUGGUUCACUAUUAUACAGCCCAGCAAGUAAAAUUAAAUAUGAGUGCAGUGCAAUGGAAAGAAGAAUAAAGGACAUGAAGGAGAAAAGAGAAAAUCUUUCCCCUACUGCUUCACAGAUGUCUCAGGUGUCUGCCUCUAGUUCUGUUCAAGCAACGCAAGAACCAGUUCUUGCUUCUACCAAUUCAACUUCGGCAUUAUCAGAAGAAGAGAGCAAUGACCCUUUAAACUCAAGCUUCAAUAACCUGUGGGGAAACGCUGCAUGCAAGAGUCUUAGAAAGGAAUCUUCCAAAUCUUCAUUGGAAAUUUCAGGUACUCCUGAUGUUUCUACAGCUGAUUUAGGAAGCUCCCCAAUCUUCACAGAUGACUGCAACCAUUUAAGUGGAAAACAAUCUAGUGGCAAACACUUACAAAAAAGUCUGAUUCAUACAAAAUUCUUGGAAAGGGAUUUUCUUAGCAAAAGGGCUGCAUCUGAAAUGCCUUCUCCACAAAAAAACAAUAGCAGGAAUGAUCAUCUUCCUCAUACAAAGAGUUUGGAUUAUGGAGGUUCUUUGGAAAAAUUGAUCCACAAGGAAACUGCUGAAAGUUCCAACAACCACUCACAUUCAGAAAUGAGCACUGAACACUUCACUGAUAUCCCUUCAGCUAAUCUAACUUUUUCCUCAUUGAAAAGUGAUUGUGCUUCUGGUAGCAAACAACAGGGACUUAAAAGGAGAUCAAGUAUUAAACUGAACACCUCAGCAUUAUGCAGAAGAGAGUCUCAGAAUGACUUUCUGGAAGCCAUGCUCACUCCUAUUAAGUCUACCAUAGAUCAGGAUUCUUCCUAUGAAGAUUACUUUUCAUCAUCUAAUUUAAAUAAAAGUAAAGCUAGCCUCCCUUUACCAAUCCUGCAGAAAUUGCAAAGUCCCAGUAGAGUUGUUUACAAAUUGAGCCCUUCACAAAGUAAGCAAGAGGCAGGGUUGCAAAAAUCCAGUACAAAGAAGAAAACUGUGAGCAGAAAGAGGAAAAAAAUGGCUGAGAAUAAUGAGAACAUCGCCAGAAGUGGCUGCAUGCAGUCUGUAUCUCAUAGUAAAGAGAGUGCAACUUUAAAUUGCAUGUUACAGGAUGAAAAAGCGAACAAUGUGGAAAGCCCAGACUGUCUUCUGAAUCUUAACAUUCAGCAAAAGAUGCACAUAACCAUUCCAAAUAGAUGCCAUCCUACAACUGGUAAGUUGCUACUACAGUGCGGACAAAACUACGACUAUCAGAUUAUGGGCAAAAAUAGGACUGAGAAAGCAUCUUCCAGUGAUAAGGCUAUUUCUACUUUCUUCCCUAAGCAACCCACAGGAAAAACCUCAGAGCCAGAUUCCUCAGACGACAAUAACAUGGCAACCAAAGAAGGGACCACGGGCCCAAUGUUCCCAUCUUCUCCUGAUCCAGAGCUGGCUUCUCUUCUGGCCUCAAUGGAGCUUCGUCUAAAAGAUACCAUGGCCGCUCUGAUAAAACCUCUGACUGAUCAAUUUUCCGAAUUUGAACAGGCACUUAACACAGUGCAUCAGACAGCUGAGGGAGCAAAGGAUCUUGGGCUUUCCUUAAAAUACUUUACAGAGACCUUUGGUGCUCUGCAUGAUUUUCAAGAUGGUGAACUUCUUAUUGGAGGAGACUUUAACCUCAUCAAUGACUAUGCUCUUGAUCGCUCACAUCAUUUUCCUCAUCAUUCUCGUCAUCAUCGACCUUUUGCACCUUCCAAGAUUUUGGACACUAUUAAAAACCUCAAGACAAAUCAGUCCACAGGCACAGAUGGCUAUUUGUUGGAAUUCUACAAGAAAUAUGCUUACUUCCUUGUCCAACCCUUAACUGAAGUCUGCAAUGAAGUACUCCAAACAGGUUCUCUACCUUCUACAUGGAAUGAAGCCUCAAUCAUUGUGUUGCCCAAAGCUGAAGAUGAAAAUAAAUUUUGCAUCUAUGAUAAAGAUUGCUCAUCAGAAGUUCUUCAUAAUAAAGUGCAUGAACCUAACGAAAAACUGAAAACCACUGGAAGAAUGAAAAAGCCACUGAGAACAUUAGUCAUGACAAGUAUGUCUUUUGAGCAGAAGAAUGCAGUUGUUCAGGUGGGAAAGAAAUUAGGAGGCUUUCUGUUUUCUAAUGAAGUGUGUGAAAAUACAAGCCAUGUGAUUGCAGGGAGUCCCCGUCGUACCUUAAAUGUACUUCUGGGAAUUGCUCGAGGUUGCUGGAUUGUCAGUUAUGAAUGGGUAUUGUGGUCUUUGGAAUAUGGCCGUUGGAUUUCAGAAGAACCAUAUGAACUUUCAGUGGAUUUCCCUGCAGCUCCUAUCUGUCGAGUUCAACAGCACCUAUCAAACAGAGAACGUCACCAGAAACUUUUUUCAGAUCAGCCUGUAAUGUUCGUCUCUCUUACUAGCCAGCCACCCUUUGAGAAACUCUGUGAACUAAUACAGCUUUGUGGAGGAAAAGUGUCCAAGACUCUCCGGCAGGCUGCAAUCUGCAUUGGCAAAUGCAAUGUUGGAAAGCAUGCAGAGAUACGAUGUUUAUCAGAAAAAUGGAUACUAGAUUCAGUUGUCCAGAAUAAAAUUUGCCCUCUUGAAAGUUAUAUAUUUCAGAAUGAGAAUUAGGAAUUAAACACACUCAUGCUUUAUUCUAUAAAUGUAAUGCCUUGAAACAUUUUAUAAAGCCAAGAAGAAUUAUUAAAAUAUACACAAAAAAACUCCAUGAACCAAGAAGGGAAAGGAGCCAGUAAGUCUGAGGCCCACAGUCAAUCUCUCAGUGCCUGCUUAAAAUAACAGUUGAACAAUCCCAAAAUUGUGAGUUUGAACAUCAUAGAGAUAAUUCUUUUGUAUUUGUUGGAUAUUGUACUGGACCACAAGUGAAUUCAUUUGAUCUUUAUGAAAUCAGCAUAUACUUUUUGAAAAUAUCUCAGAUGCUAGCAAAUAUUCUUGUUUUUUUAUUUUAUUUUUUAAUACCUAGCCUUUAAUAUGAAAGGCCAAAGGAAGGCUUAACUGCAAAUGAUGAACGGGCAGCCACAUGAAUCCCUUGAUUAGUAGGCAAUAUACCAAUGACUGGAAUAGAAAUAUUUUAAUAACAAGUGACAUGUGAAUAUAUUCCUGGUAAACAGUGGAAUAUGAUUUGUACAAUGAUAUUGUUAAAGUUUGUGUACUUUCUAGUCUUCUCAUAAAUGUUUUACACACAGAAAACUGUCAUCACUAAUUUAUGUAACCUAACAUUCCAAAUUGGCUUUCUCAUAAAUUCUCUUGAAAUAAAUUUCAAGUUGUGUAUAAUGCAGCCUCUUGGGAUAGCAGCUGGUUUUUAUUAGCCACAUAUGUAAGAGAUUUUACAGUGAAAGACUAAUAAAGACCUCUACAAGGU
Messenger RNA from Heteronotia binoei (common prickly gecko), 3967 nucleotides. It is a transcript of the gene MCPH1, whose product is annotated as microcephalin 1. Gene Ontology annotation, biological process: cerebral cortex development; mitotic cell cycle. Bases 121 to 3216 code for a protein of 1031 amino acids. The record is from RefSeq and is a predicted model, not a curated record. Lineage: Eukaryota; Metazoa; Chordata; Lepidosauria; Squamata; Gekkonidae. The transcript is spliced from 17 exons.